This is a messenger RNA of Calliphora vicina (urban bluebottle blowfly), 742 nucleotides long. RefSeq names its product keratin, type II cytoskeletal 1. Lineage: Eukaryota; Metazoa; Arthropoda; Insecta; Diptera; Calliphoridae. The transcript has 2 exons. Bases 94 to 585 code for a protein of 163 amino acids. The record is from RefSeq and is a predicted model, not a curated record.
UUAGGAAGAAAACACUAAAUGAGUCAAGUUUAUAAAGUUGUUGUAUUUGUAAACAUAUCGUAUUAGUUAUUUAAAAACCAUACAACAGCCAAGAUGAAAUCAAUUCAGUUUGUUUUAGCCGGUGUUCUAAUAGUAUUGAGUCACGUUCAAAUGAGUGCAGCACAAGGUCAAGGAGGUUGGGGAGGUAAUAAUGGCGGCAGUGCUGGUUCCUGGUCUAGCGCCAACAGCCAAUCUGGACAACCUGGUUCUAAUGGCAACAGUCAAAUGAGUUAUGGUUAUGGUGGUAUAGACGCUAAUGGUGUUCCCUAUGGUGGCUCUGGCGGUAAUGGUGGCUUUCAUGUAAAUGUAACCGAUGAACAUGGUCGUCAACAUUCAUAUAGUGGUGGCCAAGGAGGUUUUGGUGGUCAACCCGGCCAGACUGGACAACCAGGACAACCGGGUUACACCGGUACACACAGUUACUCUAGUACCAAUACAAAUCGUCCCGGCAAUCAAAAUUCAGCAUCUUCAUCAGCCUACGCUUCUGCUUGGAGUACUUUUUAUGUCAUUGGUUUGUUUGCAUUGUUCUUAAUAAUUAAAUCCUAAACAUUAGAAUUUCACAAUAUAGUGUAAAUUUAAAUGAUUAUUAAUAUUACUCAGUAUAUGUAUAAUAAGUGCUCGUUUUGUUGACCUUUAUGUUCGUUUGGAGCAAAAAGUUAUUAUUUUUCUUUUGUAAAUAAUAAAAAUUAAAAAAAAAAUUAAA